Messenger RNA from Lottia gigantea (owl limpet), 1293 nucleotides. RefSeq lists its product as hypothetical. Bases 1 to 1293 code for a protein of 430 amino acids. The record is from RefSeq and is a predicted model, not a curated record. The transcript has 7 exons. Lineage: Eukaryota; Metazoa; Mollusca; Gastropoda; Lottiidae.
AUGUUCAGUGCAUUGGCAGCUUUUAACACGAGAAUAGGUGACCUGGGGACAAACAUUGAGAAUAAAAUUGUUGAACGUAUAACAAAUUCUGUGAAUGAAACUGUUAUAAGAACCGUGGAUAAGAAAAUUAAAGAAAUAGGAAAUAUGCAGGAGAAUUUUAUGACCGAAAUAAAUAAACUUAAUGAUGUUCGUGUGACGAAGACAAUUCGCUUACCGGCUUCAGAGGGUGUUUGUGUUAUCAAGUAUAGCAAUAUAUGUGAAUGCUUCAGUCCUUCAGAAACAACUCAUCCGAUAGAAUGCUGCGGAGACAAAAUUAUACGAUUGGAAUGGACUGGUGCGACAAUACUCUACGAGCAAAUUAAUGACACAUCAUGUACUCCAUCAAAGGGGAACUCUUCUUGUUUAGUCAAUGAAGAAAAUAAUUUUAAAGUAAAUUAUGAAGAUAAAUUAAACAUCUAUAACAGUUGUAGUGGAAAGAAACGAUGUAAUGUAACUGUAAAUCCAUCUAGAAAUAUAAAGAUACAAAUUCCGGUAUUUUGUGUACCAGCAACCAGAAUCUACAAUUUCAUAGGGGAUUCUCCUACAAAUGUUACAAAAAUAUCACCAAUAUUUUACAUCGCUGGUAACGAUUACAUUGGGAAAGAGAUUAACUACAGUUGUACUGUCAAAGCAGCAGAAGUGUUGAAACUGAAGGUUUUCUACAUAUACCUUGGUCCUAGAUCCUGUGAAAAAGUAAAGAUGUAUUCGAAAGGAUUCCCAAAGUUUGAAUUGGUCUGUACGGACUUCGGAAUGACAAUGUUUUAUAAAGAUAUUGGACGUAUCGGUACAGAGUUUAGUUUAGAAAUAAAGGAUCUGAAAUUGGACAGGAAUGAAGUUAUAUAUCUAAGAUUUGGCAGAGUGGCGAACAUAAAUGUACGUUGCCAUGGUUACCAGAUAGAUACAACAGAGACAGUGAACAUGUUGAAUACAACAGAGAAUUCCAAGAUGGUUUGCAAAGAUGAAGAUGAAACCAGCCCCUACGUCAUGUUUGGGGUAAUUGUAGCUGCUCUGAUUGUCACAAACUUAGCCUGUAUUGUAAUUGGUAUCUACUGUUUUCUCAGAAACCGAAAGUCGCCGAAAGAAACAACUACCAAUGUGACAAUGUCAAACCGGGAGGAAAAUGAAAGUGACAACUCACACUACCAAUACGUUGAUAUAAGGAAUUCUCACGUUACCUAUUCAAACCACAACAAUCACGAUUUGGAAAUUGAGGACCAAGAGUCAGACAAUGGUUUUAUUUCUGUCCGAGUUUAA